Rubroshorea leprosula is the source of this 1671-nucleotide messenger RNA. Lineage: Eukaryota; Viridiplantae; Streptophyta; Magnoliopsida; Malvales; Dipterocarpaceae. The record is from the annotation of a GenBank genome assembly.
GAGAAAUUAAGUAUUAAGAAUCUGAAUAUCCAUCUCCGAACGGAGGCGAGCCAAUUAGAAUCAAACUCUCUUUUUCAGCCCAACAAAUUUUCAACCGUUCUAAUGGGUGUCUCCGGCGUACCUACUGUCGACGGAGGUCCCGAUCUCGACGCUGAAUCCUCCCUCCUUCUCUCCCAACAAAAACCCCCCAAGCCAGAUGAUGCGUUUCACUUUGCGUACAUCAUCUACUUUACGUUAGGUGUUGGCUUUCUCCUCCCAUGGAACGCCUUCAUCACCGCCGUCGAUUACUUCUCCUACCUCUAUCCCGACGUCGCCGUCGACCGCAUCUUCGCCGUCGCUUACAUGCUCGUCGGCUUGACUUGUCUCUUGUUCAUAAUCUUCUUCGCUCACAAGAGCGAUGCCUACGUGCGUAUCAACGUGGGUCUCGUCCUAUUCGUCGUGUCCCUGCUCGUGGUGCCUGUUUUGGACGCCGUUUACAUUAAGGGUCAGGUCGGACUGUACACCGGGUUUUACGUGACGGUGGGGGCGGUUGGGUUGUCGGGUUUGGCGGAUGCGCUUGUUCAAGGUGGGCUCAUUGGGGCUGCCGGAGAAUUGCCUGAAAGCUAUAUGCAGGCUAUUGUUGCAGGAACUGCAGGUUCUGGUGUUCUUGUUUCAGUUCUGAGGAUCCUGACAAAAGCCAUAUAUCCCCAAGAUGAAGAUGGCCUGAGAAACAGUGCUAAUCUUUACUUUGCUACUGGGAUUGUGGUUAUGGCCGUUUGUAUUGCCUUGUAUAAUAUCGCACAUAGACUUCCUGUUAUGAAGUAUUAUGAACAGUUGAAGAUUCAGACUAUAAAUGAGGAGAAAGAGGAAAGAGGUCCCCUGACGGGGUCUGCUUGGAGAUCAACCUUGUGGAAUAUAAUUGGUGCAGUCAAGUGGUAUGGACUUGGGAUUGUUCUCAUAUAUAUAGUGACCUUGGCAAUAUUUCCAGGAUACAUUACAGAGGAUGUGCACUCUGCAAUUCUCAAGGACUGGUAUGGAGUCCUCCUCAUUACAAGCUAUAAUGUGUUUGACUUGGUUGGCAAAUCGUUGACUGCAGUUUAUCUACUUGAGAAUGCAAAAAUUGCCAUUGGCGCUUGUGCUGCAAGGUUGUUGUUCUUUCCCCUCUUCUUAGGUUGCCUGCAUGGUCCCAGUUUCCUUCGCACUGAGAUUCCUGUGACAGUACUAACUUGCCUUCUGGGCCUCACCAAUGGCUACUUGACAAGUGUGUUGAUGAUCAUGGCUCCCAAAUCCGUUCAGCUACAAAAUGCUGAGACUGCCGGAAUUGUCAUAGUAUUGUUCCUGGUUGUUGGUCUGGCAGCAGGAUCGAUCAUAGCUUGGUUCUGGGUUGUCUGAUCUUCAAGCAGUUUGUUGCUUUUGUUAGCCAAUUCCCCAAAGAUAAAGUGGGGGUUGCCAUGGAUUGCCAAAUUGAUGUUUUAAUCCUGUAAAGCCAUCUAACUUUAAUUUCAAUUAUUCGAUUGUUUCUUCAUCCGGAAAAGGAAUGGUGAAUAAGUGGCUAAUUUGUAUAUUUCUCAUUGUUGACAAAAGCUUUGGAAAUGCAAGCUAUGCUUAUUAUCUUCUUACAUGCUUGCAUGAUUGGCAGUUCCAAGAGAGAAAUGGUGAAUAUCAAAGUGAGAAUAAACUAGUGCAUAGCGU